AACCAAAGACACUUCGCACAUUCUAUUCGUUUUUACGAAAUUAGACCGUAAAUCUUCUAAGAAAUCCAAACCUAUAAAGAUGGUUUCAGGAAAGGCGCUAUUCCUUGGUGUUUGUCUCUUGGUAUUCGUAGUUGUUAACAAUGCGCCCGUUAAGGCUAGCCCACAGAUUGAACUUAUGGGAGGAUAUGACAUUAUUGGAAUCUGCAUUACAAAUUGUGCCCAGUGCAAAAAGAUGUAUGGAGCAUUCUUUGAGGGCCAUUUAUGUGCAGAAGCCUGUGUUCAGUUUAAGGGCAAAACCAUUCCAGAUUGCGAAGAUUUGAGUUCAAUUGCUCCAUUUUUAAACAAAAUGAACUAAAAUAACUAAAGGAAUAUUGUUCAUACAAAAGCACGGAAUAAACAAAUGUAAAGCUGCAGCACCACGAAAUGUCACUGGGAAAAACACUGAAUAAAAGACAUCCUAUUGACAAAUAAAAAAA
This is a messenger RNA of Anopheles coluzzii, 476 nucleotides long. Its product is annotated as eclosion hormone. The coding region runs from base 80 to 355 and encodes 91 amino acids. Gene Ontology annotation, molecular function: ecdysis-triggering hormone activity. Gene Ontology annotation, biological process: neuropeptide signaling pathway; ecdysis, chitin-based cuticle. The transcript is spliced from 2 exons. Lineage: Eukaryota; Metazoa; Arthropoda; Insecta; Diptera; Culicidae. The record is from RefSeq and is a predicted model, not a curated record.